Beta vulgaris subsp. vulgaris (sugar beet) is the source of this 1793-nucleotide messenger RNA. Its product is annotated as BTB/POZ and MATH domain-containing protein 4. The record is from RefSeq and is a predicted model, not a curated record. The coding region runs from base 307 to 1503 and encodes 398 amino acids. The transcript is spliced from 4 exons. Gene Ontology annotation, molecular function: protein binding. Gene Ontology annotation, biological process: protein ubiquitination. Lineage: Eukaryota; Viridiplantae; Streptophyta; Magnoliopsida; Caryophyllales; Amaranthaceae.
AUCUUUCAAAGUUUCAAAUCUUCAGAAUUGGCCCAAAUUUUAAAGCAUAGGGUCAUCAAAGACUUAAAGUCAAAUCUUCAUUUCAUAGCAAUAACCAUAAAAGUAAGCGAGUUUAGACCAAUUGAGCCGUGUCACCAAACAGAAAAGUAACAAAAAUCCCCAAUUAUCCUCAUUUCUUCAUCUUCCAUCUUCUUCCCCAACGUAAACCCUAACUUUCCACUUUCUCUCUCCUCACAAAACCCCCCAAAUUCUCCAUGAUUUCCACGAAUUAACCCCAAAUUCCUCUCAAAUUCUUCACCGUCAACCAUGUCGGAACCUUCAAUGGCGGUAAUUUCUCCGACGAGCUCUCGGGUGGUGACGGAAACUGUAAAUGGGUCCCACAAGUUCGUGAUCCAAGGUUAUUCUUUAGCUAAAGGUAUGGGCGUCGGAAAACACAUUGCAAGCGACAAUUUUAGCGUUGGAGGUUAUCAAUGGGCGAUUUAUUUUUACCCAGACGGUAAAAAUCCUGAAGAUAAUUCAGCUUAUGUAUCGGUUUUUAUCGCUUUAGCUAGUGAGGGUACCGAUGUUAGGGCGUUGUUUGAGCUGACUCUUGUUGAUCAAGGUGAUCAACCGAAGCAUAAAGUUCAUAGCCAUUUUGAUCGAUCCUUGGAAAGUGGGCCCUAUACUUUGAAGUAUAGAGGGAGUAUGUGGGGAUACAAGCGCUUCUUCAAGAGGAGUAUGCUUGAAGUGUCAAGUUAUCUUAAGGAUGACUGUCUGCGAAUUAAUUGUACUGUUGGUGUUGUAGUGUCAUCAGUUGAAUGUCCUCGAUUGCACCCGAUCCGGGUUCCCGAGUCUGAUAUGGGAAUGCAUUUUGGCAUGCUGCUUGAAAACACGGAAGGUUCAGAUAUCGUUUUUGUUGUGGCUGGAGAAAAGUUCCAUGCACAUAAAUUGGUCUUGGCUGCUCGAUCACCUAUAUUUCGAUCUGAGUUUUUGGAGAAAUUAGAGGAAGGGAAAGAAGAGAUUAUUGUGAAUGACAUGGAGCCAAAAGUUUUCCAGGCUAUGUUGCACUUUAUAUACAGAGAUGAUCUUGUGGAAGAGGCGGACCUCGCUCAACUAAGUUCCUCCUGUGAGUCCCAUAUAGCUGACUUGUUAAUAGGUAAGUUGUUGGCAGCAGCUGACAAAUAUGGGCUAGGAAGGCUCAGACAGUUGUGUGAAUCUUCCUUGUGCAAAGGUAUAUCUGUCCAUACAGUUGGCGAGAUUCUUGCAUUAGCUGAUUGCCAUAAUGCCACCGAGUUGAAGGCCGUUUGCUUAAGAUUUGCAGCUGAAAACCUUGCAGCUGUUAUGCGCUCUGAUGGCUUUGAAUAUCUCAAGGAACACUGUCCGUCAUUGCAGUCCGAGCUCUUGAAGACGGUUGCUGGCUGUGAGGAUGAUUGCAGUAGCGCUGGUGGAAAGUCUCGGAGCGUAUGGGCCCAACUCUCAGACGGUGGUGAUACUAAUGAUAGAAGAGUUAGACCGAGGACCUGAUAUUGCAUAUUGUAUGUACCAGUGAUUCCUACAAUGGUGUUUGAUGUAUUAGAAAAAAAAGCGCAAUUGAGCAUGUUCGACACCUUCAUUGUUGUGACAUGUGUGUACAAGUGGUUUAGCCUUGAGGUCGUUGAGUUAAAGCUUAGGGUGUGUGUUGUUGGUACCAAAGUGUGUUGAUUAGUAGUUAUGAGCAUCUGCAAAUUGUUCAUGCAGAAAGCGGAAUGCCAAUGUAAAAAUGACCUCAUUUUUCUUUCAAUUGCAAUACUUGCCUGAUUUCAAGGUUCCCCUUU